Molecule: messenger RNA, 1038 nt
Organism: Nicotiana tabacum (common tobacco)
Lineage: Eukaryota; Viridiplantae; Streptophyta; Magnoliopsida; Solanales; Solanaceae
Source: RefSeq, a predicted model, not a curated record
AUGGCUCAAGGUUACUCUCAACAAGAAGGAAUCGACUAUGAUGAAACCUUUGCACCUGUGGCAAUACUUCAAUCCAUCAGAAUUUUACAUGCCUUUGCCACUCACAAAGGAUUCAAACUCCUUAAUACUACUCUUUGUGAAGAAUUUGCUCUUUCCAUGAAAGGCGAAUUUGAGAUGAGCAUGAUGGGAGAACUAACCUUCUUCCUUGAACUUCAAAUCAAGCAGUCUCCUAAAGGAAUUUUUAUCAGCCAAACUAAGAACACCAAGGAGCUUAUCAAAAAGUUUGGAAUGGAAAAUGCUAAGGCUAUUGUCACUCCUAUGAGUCCAACUACUGUGCUAGAUGAUGGCAGCAAUGGCAAAAUGGUUGAUAAAUCCAUGUAUAGAGGAAUGAUUGGAUCUCUACUUUAUUUAACUGCUAGUCGACCAGAUAUUAUAUUUAGUAUAUGUAAAUGUGCUAGGUUUCAGUCAGCACCUAAGGAAUCACAUUUGUCUGUUGUUAAACGCAUUAUUAGAUAUUUAAUUGGUACUACUGAAUUUGGCCUAUGGUAUGAUCAUUCUAACAAUUUUUCCUUAAGAGGCUUUUCAGAUGCUGAUUUUGCAGGAGACAAAAGUGAUAGGAAAAGUACCGGUGGGAUAUGUCAAUUACUGGAAAAUGCCCUAGUAUCUUGGCACAGCAAGAAACAAAAUUGUGUUGCUCUUUCAACAACUGAAGCAGAAUACCUAGCUGUUGGAAGUUGUUGUACACAAGUUUUAUGGAUCAUGCAUCAACUCUUUGACUAUGAUUUAUGUCUUACUGCUACUCCUAUUUUUUGCGACAACACCAGUGCUAUCUGUAUGUCUAAAAAUUUUGUGCAUCAUUCUAGAGCAAAACAUAUAGAAAUUAAACAAUAUUUUAUUUGUGAUCAUGUUGCAAAAGGUGAUAUUGCAUUAGAAUUCAUUAGCAGUGAUUCUCAACUUGCUGAUAUUUUCACUAAAGCUCUUUUAGAAGAAAGAUUUUGUAUCCUUCGAAAAAAGAUUGGCAUUCUGCCAAAUUUGUAA